Messenger RNA from Talaromyces stipitatus ATCC 10500, 993 nucleotides. RefSeq lists its product as uncharacterized. The transcript has 2 exons. The coding region runs from base 1 to 993 and encodes 330 amino acids. NCBI's taxonomy places the organism in Eukaryota, Fungi, Ascomycota, Eurotiomycetes, Eurotiales, Trichocomaceae. The record is from RefSeq and is a predicted model, not a curated record.
AUGUCUUCUGUUCUUGCAAAAAGGUCGAGAGAGGAGGAUGAUUUGAGUCCAUUCGGCUAUGGAUACAAGAAAUCGCGUGUUGAUCAGAACCCGAAUGCAAUAUCUACCUCAUUUCCGUCCGCACGGUUCCCUUUCAGCAAUCCUACUCUUUCGCCUCCCCUGCAACCCACCGAACCAUCAACAGAAAUCGGCAGCAAUAUAACCUUCGAAGAUAUCCUCCCGGAGCCGUUUCUUCAAUGGCGCGAAGAAAAAAAGCAACCGUCACAUUCAUCCCUGCAGGCCCGCCGCCCACCAACUCUGACCCUGGAUACCGCCAUGGACGUCGAUAUGGUGCCGCCGUCACCACUCCCAAAUGGUGACAAUCUAUCGCCCUGGCCUCUUAGUGUAAGAACAAAGGCUGUCUCGAAUCACCUCCAACCGUCGCCAAUUCCUCAUCACUUGAUCAACCAAUCCUUGACUAUCAGUGGAGGCCGCACAUCUACGCCGAUAUAUAGCCAUUUCACAUUGAACAUGAACACGGAGUUAAUGUCCGUUCCAUCUGCAGAUAUUACCAGUGCAGCUCCUGCGCUUCCCUUGCAGAAUACAAACGAGUCGAACUGGUGGCGACGGCGGCGGUUACCAAGCCCCAUUAGCGAAGCCGGUGACAUUCUUUCCGAGGCCGAGCCUACAAAUAAUAUAUCCAAAGAAGCCGGUGAUCAAAAUGACUUUCCUGAUUCUCCUUCUUCCAUGGAUGUCGACGGUGACGAUCCACCAUCAAACAUAUUCCUACGAGUUCCAGGGCAAAAGCUAGGAUUUCCCACUCAUAUACCCUCUGCAGAGACAGAGACCAAUGGUAUACCUGCAUCAACAGCUAUAGCCGAGCCAAUGUCGAAACGUGCACCAGUCACAGCACCCAGACGCGAGAAAAUCAGCUUCUCAAUGGGCUAUCGAGCUGAUUGUGAGAAAUGUCAAAUGAAAGUACCUGGGCAUUAUAGUCAUAUCGUUCGAUCUUAG